UGUGACCAGUGGGAUCAGAUUCAAUGGCAGAAAAUAAUUACCGUUGUGUAUCUCUGGCAAAAAUAAGGUGCGCAAUUUACAGAUAUGUUUUUUUGCAGGAAUUUUGGAAGCAUGGGUGAUGCGGCAGAUAGAAGGCUCUCUGGAUAGAUUAUGUUUCUAAGUGCGCCAGGUGCCUUGCGCAUCUUAGUUGGCGUCACUAACAAUAGUCCACUGGUCCUACUUCUAGCCGAAAACGUUGGAAAGGUCUCACCAUACGCGCUCUGACCGCAGCACAGCGCCGCUGGUCUUCGCUUUCAGCGCACCUGCACAUCCAACCAUGGAUGGGGACUUUAUGUUAACGAGAGGAUAGUUAAGAACGCAAUUAUUAAAAUCCUGCAGAAAUUUCAGUCGUUGACUGCUGUGGUGGUAGCAUAGCAACAACACGCAAGAAUCAGAGAAACAUCAGCAAUCUCACGCUGCCUUGCAAGCUCAAAACUCUCCGUUAGAAACUCGGCGCGCUGCUCGCUGAAAAGACACUCCCUGGAGAGGAGCGCGAGUACGCCGAAUAAAAGGGAUACGCUAUUCUCCCAGAUGCAGGUUGACUUGGAAAAGCUUGGGCCUCGAUGAAAACUACAGCGCCUAGUGACUGUGACUGGUUGUCCUUGCUGAAGAAGAUCGCUAAACCUUUGCCAAAAUGGAAUUACAUGGAAUUAACAGAGUUUCCUUUUACGACAUGAGAUAUCCGGGCCCAGGAAUCGAAACUUUAUUUGAGUGUUUUUAAGAUGUGGUUGUUUUUGCCUGUCUUCUAUGGAUGAGUGAGUGAGCCGUCCGUCCAUCCGUUGCGUCCCAACCAUGAUCGCCACCGGAGGCCUGCUGCGGAUCAACAGGAGGCAGGACUCACUGCGCUCCAAGAGCCGUGCCGAGAACAAGCGCAAGAGGAAAGCCAAGAAGAAGCAGAAGAACGAGGUGGUGGUGGUCAAGGGCAAGCUGAAUCUCUGCUCCGUCUCGGGUGUGGUAGCGGCCAUUGGGAUUCUGAUCCUACUGGUGGGCAUUUCCAUGGCCAUACUGGGCUACUGGCCUAGGGAGAGCCCACCAUACCCUGCGCCGCGCCAUACCCAAAGGAUUUACGACAAGAAGGAAGAGUCAGGGCUGACAGGCAACUGGACGGACAACGCAAAGGUCGGAUUUCACAUGGAUAGGGAUUUGGACAGUAACAAUCGUUCCAACGGCACAGGUUUAGAGCAGCCUCCUAUGGGCUUCCUGGCCGAGUUCUUGGAUAAGUACCUGUACUCAGACAAGCUGAAGGUGUUCGGGCCCCUCAUCAUGGGCAUUGGCAUCUUUCUGUUCAUCUGCGCCAACGCGGUGCUGCACGAGAACCGCGACAAGAAGACCAAAGUCAUCAACCUGAGGGACAUCUACUCCACAGUCAUCGACAUCCACAGCUUGCGGACUAAGGAGAACAUGCCGCUCAAUGGCUUUGUGAACUAUGUGCAGUCCAAAGGGGUGGAAGGGAACCCUAGUGCUGUGUAUACCGCCGCCCUGCUGGCCAAAGGAACAUGGCCCUCAGGGGGCUCGCCGGAUGAGGGCAGUCGGGGCCCCUCCAGAUGCCACUCCCUGACCAGGUCAAGGGUCUUGUCACUCGAGAGGCAGACGUUCACCGACACAGUCUACACUAUCUCCAGACACAGCGGGACUGGCCAGCAGAGCAGCCCUAUUCCCAUCCCCAAACAGUGGGAGACCAAGACAAUAGUGGCCUCCUCGGUCAACGCCUUCACUCUCCCCAUGACCAAACCCAACCACCGGGCCAACCAGCACCAGCGCAGGCCCUCGGCCAAAGCAGAGGCGGGGAGGAGCAGGGCUGCACUGUGCGACUCUGGGGAGGAAGACGACGAGGAUCGGGUGGGGUACGUAGUUCCAGAAACCACCACUCAGGCCAAGGUAGAGACUUUGCGGAUGGCCAUGUUCUUGCCUCAAGACUCGGUAGAAGUAUACAAGAGCAGUGGUAGCCUCCAGGGGGCGCCGCAGGGCUCCCAGGUGCAGCUACUCCCCUCUUCCCCCACCGGACACAGAGUGACAGGCUCCCACCUGUCCCUCAGUGCACUGACGGAAUACUCCAGGUCCAUCGACCUGGGCAUCACUCCAUCCACCUCCACCGAUUGGAAGGUGGAACGGUCUCGGCGACUCAGCUGCCCUCGUCUAGAGGCACUGGGAGGCGGUGGGUACAUCAAACUGGGCAACCUAGGGGGGGAGUCCUUUGAGUCAAGGGAGUCAUGUGAGAUGACUGCCUUCAGCCAAGUGACCUCAGAGGAGGCUCUGGCUAAGUGUCAGAGGGAAGGAGGAGGAGCCAAUGAACAGGAGAUCAGUUCCGGGGAACCACAUGACAGGGGCUCAAGGCGAUACUCCAACAAAGAUAAACUUUUUAUGAUCUCUCAGUCAGACUCCGUUUUGGAUGAUGAGGAGGUGGAGAGCACAGACAUAUGAUUGGACGAUUGCUGAUUAGAUAAUUGCUGAUUGGCGGAUUACUGAUUGGCGUAAUGAGUUUACUUGAACAAAAUGAACACGGGAUAACUGGCAGGGUGUUGGUCAAAGACACCUGACAACAGACUCAAGCAAUUAUGACUAUUACAACAAACUGUAUAGGAUGUGAAAUCUAGAGUAUCUUGCUGUUCGCUGCAAAUGCAAUUAUCGAUAUGUGACCAAAAAACCGAACAUGGUCUUUGGUGGGCUAUGAAAAGUGAAGACUGUGUGUGUGAGUAGUAUUUUGUCAAGCGUGUGUUUGUGUAGGUUGGAAGCAUCGCAUCCAACAGAAAGAGUUUCACAGCAAAAAGAUAACAUUAACCAAAAAGGGCCCGUUUUUAAAUGGUGACUGUACAGAUACUGUACCAUCCACUUGAUGUAAUAGUUUAUAUAAUGUGUAGAAAUAUAAUUGUGGCUGUUCCACCCACUGUCUCUACUGAUGCUGUAGUAGUAUAUUGAUUGAGAGUUGCUUUCUCAACAGCAUGUAUUUUAUACUGCAAUGUCCUUACACAGUUUUUGUCAGUUGCCAGAGGAAGGUUUGAAUUCAAACUUUAAUAGCAAUACAUAAUUGACCAUCUCUGUUUGCUUGUGGGUAAUCACAGUGUUGGCAUAUUUGCCUGUCUCUUAAAUUCUCUGAACAAGACAUAUGUUAUUGUUUAGUUUUUUAGAACUGUUUUGACUUGCUUGUUAAGGAAUCUAUAUCUUUGCCAUCUCUAUUGCCUGAGGGAAACUGAAAACCACACACUGACUAGCACAAUUCACAGCAGAGCACUUGUAUCUCGGUACAAGUAGCCUAACUACCUUACCACAAGUAACCAUCCGUGUAGAAAACAAAUAUCAAAUCAAUGUUAUCCUGUGCAAAAGCAGCUGGGUUGUUUUUGUAGUUGGUUGUUGUUCAAUGACAAACCUGCAGUAUGUAUUGUAUUCCAAUUGUUGCUGGUAACCAUGGUCAUCCUAUGGGCCAAUCAGUCUUCAAAUAAACAUACAAAGCUG
Messenger RNA from Salmo salar (Atlantic salmon), 3489 nucleotides. RefSeq names its product transmembrane protein 200C. Lineage: Eukaryota; Metazoa; Chordata; Actinopteri; Salmoniformes; Salmonidae. The record is from RefSeq and is a predicted model, not a curated record.